CCUUCAUCAAGCAGCUGUUUUCUACUUCCUCUCCUGCUUUCAGCUUUUAAAAACAGACGGACAAACAGACAGCCAGAGAGCUGUGGCUUUUUCUCACUCUGCUCCUCUGUUUACUUCACUACGCGUCAUGUCUCCAGUUUGGUAAAGCAGAAACAGAUGUAAAAGACUGUCUUUGUUUCACUCUAGGACUGCUGGGUAAUGGCUUCCCUCAGGGCUUUUGUCACUCUGUCCGUCUGUCUCCUGCUGGCUCAUCAGACGUUUGGUAAAAACGACGCUCCCUGCCAGCGCUCCAAAUGGAACAACGCCUACAACACCUUCAUCAAACGCCACAUUCGCUCCAGUCUUCCAGAAACUCUGGACCAGAACCUGUGGGAGGCGUACAUCAAGAACAACGGGGGCUGUGACAGACCCACCCAGUCCUUUCUGCACCAACGCGACCUGGACAGGGUGAAGGCCGUGUGCACGGACCAGGGGGGGGCGGUGUACAAGGAAAACCUGUGCAUCAGCCGGCAGCCCUUCAAUUUUGUCACGGUGAGAAGUGUACCGGGGACUUGCGGGAUCAAGAGCGUCCGAGAGGAAACCAAACAUCUGAUCCUGGCCUGUGAGGAGCUGAGUAACCAGUGCCUGCCUGUCCAUUUUGAGGGAAACUCUGACAACUCAAAGCCAAAUAACAACGCCAGAGGCUGCGGGGACCCAGACACCAGAGCUGAUGCUCCCAGCUUUAAAAUGACGUGGCUCUGGUUGUUACCUGCUCUUCUUCUUCUCAUUAUUUAUGGCCAUCAACAUUAAUUUGAGGAACUACACAUGACAAUAAGUCUCCUGAACACAUUUGAGAAAAAGCUUGAUUUGAAAAGUGUUUGGAUUUAAAACCCAAAUUUGUAUUAAUCUUAUAUCGCCAAUCAUAUUUUUUGAAAGAAUUUAAAUUUUGUAAAUGUAUUUUUGUACCAGUACUAUAUACUUGUGUAUCUGGGAGUAUUUGUAUGCUAUGUAUUUCACAUUAAAAAGGGCAUACAUACAAUUGCCGUACAAAAGGGAUUUAAUUGUGUUUAAUGUGUUUACGGUAUGAUUUAAUAAACAGAAGAUUUGGAACUCA
This is a messenger RNA of Sebastes umbrosus (honeycomb rockfish), 1093 nucleotides long. RefSeq names its product angiogenin-2. Bases 199 to 789 code for a protein of 196 amino acids. NCBI's taxonomy places the organism in Eukaryota, Metazoa, Chordata, Actinopteri, Perciformes, Sebastidae. The record is from RefSeq and is a predicted model, not a curated record. The transcript has 2 exons.